Messenger RNA from Microstroma glucosiphilum, 1990 nucleotides. Its product is annotated as amino acid permease-like protein. NCBI's taxonomy places the organism in Eukaryota, Fungi, Basidiomycota, Exobasidiomycetes, Microstromatales, Microstromataceae. Gene Ontology annotation, cellular component: membrane. The coding region runs from base 198 to 1916 and encodes 572 amino acids. Gene Ontology annotation, biological process: amino acid transmembrane transport. The record is from RefSeq and is a predicted model, not a curated record. Gene Ontology annotation, molecular function: amino acid transmembrane transporter activity. The transcript is spliced from 4 exons.
GGACGGGGGAGAGGGAACAGGGUCGCCCAACUCCACAGAGAUAUCAGGCACCGAAUAUAAACUCAAGGGCGUUGCUAUUGCCCUCGCCGCAAACCUUGAAGCUUCUGCCCUGGUCUCGCAACGCCCGGUCAUUGCCCUUCGUUCCUUCGUUACUCAUUCCCUCUCCAUCGCCCACGCCUUUGGAUCGUCUGCCUACCAUGGCUCUCCAAGCAGACACCAAGGACAAGACUCCCGCAUCCGACACGCACGUCCCCGAGCUCCUGCAGCGCUCCUCUACCUCGUCGCCUGUCAAUGGCGGCAAGACCAACUAUGGCGAGUCUACUGAUGCCAAGCCAGGACAGUCGGAUGUGGCGUAUGAUGGGGAUGUGGUGAAGCACGAGGCGGUCAAGCAGGGUUUGUCCUCGAGGCAUCUGCAACUCAUGUCCCUCGCUGGGUCCAUUGGUACUGGUCUUUUCUUGUCCACUGGCUACGCACUGGGUGAUGCCGGACCAGUGGGAAUGCUCCUUGCCUACCUCCUCAUGAGCACAAUCGUAGUCGCCGUCGUCUUUUCCAUGGCCGAGCUCUCCGCCCUGGCCCCAACUUCGGGAAGCUACGUCCGACACACGGGAAUGUGGAUCGACCCGUCUGUUGGCUUCUGCGUAGGCUGGAACCUCGUAUUCGGCUCGGCCUUUUCUGCCCCUUCCACCUUGACGUCGAUUGCAGUGCUGUGCCAAUAUUGGAAGCCGGACUUGAACGCUGCCAUUCCUAUUACAGUCUUCCUCCUGGCGACGCUGGCCGCCAAUGUGUUCAAGGUCAGGGUGUACGGAGAAAUCGAAUACUGGUUCGCCAUCCUCAAGAUUCUUACAAUCGUUGGACUGAUCAUCUUUGGCUUCUGCAUCGACCUGGGUGGCAGCCCCAGCGGCGACCUCAUCGGCUUCCGCUACUGGAAGGACCCCGGGCCCUUCGUCUCCUACCUCGUAGAUGGGCCCACUGGCGUCUUUAUUGGAUUCUGGAGCGUGAUGACUUCGGCAGCUUACAGCUUCUCCGGACUGGAGAGUACAGCCAUCGCAGCGGCAGAGGUGAAGAAUCCACGUACGGCCGUGCCAGAGGCUUCUAGACGCGUAUUCUUCCGCGUCGGAGUGAUCUACAUGGCUUCACUCUUCGUCAUCUCUCUCAUAGUGCCUUCCAACGACGAGAAUCUUUUCGCAAGCUACGGUACAGCUGCUACGUCUCCUUUUGUCGUAGCCGCGUCUCGCGCCGGCGUCAAAGGCGUCGCCUCUCUCGUGAAUGCUCUGAUCCUGCUCUCAGCUUGGAGCUCGAACAAUACCUCGCUGUUUAACGGAGCUCGUGCACUGCUUGGUCUCGCUCUAGACGGCAAAGCACCGAAGCUUUUCGCAAAGACGCACGCCUGGGGCAUCCCGUACAAUGGCAUCGCAGCAAUCGCUAUCUUUAUGCCUCUGGCCUACACUGCACUCAGCAGCUCCGCCACGACUGUCUUCUACUACUUUGUCUCCAUCGUCAGUGCUUCCGUCCUCACAGACUGGUUCCUCAUCUGCGUGGCCGCCAUCCGGUUGCACUCGGCCCUCAAGGCACAGAACAUCUCGCCUACGCGUCUGCCAUUCGUGCCGUGGGGUCAGCCCUACUUGAGCUGGUACGGCGCAAUCGGCUCAUUCGUCGUCCUCCUCACCUCUGGCUUCACCCUCUUCAUCGGUGAGGGCCUGCCGAAUAUGACGGCCACUGGCUUCCUUACGAGCUAUGCCGCUCCCAUCCUCUCCUUCCUGGCCUUUGCAGGGCACAAGAUCGUCAAAAAGACGAGUUGGCCCAAGGCCGCGGACCUACCCGUAGAGCCUUGGCUACAGCACUGGGCUGAUAACCCGGAGCCACCAAAGGAGAAGAAGACGGCCUGGCAGACGGUCAAGGCCAUCUUCUGGACCUGAGGGACACCUUGCUCUCCCUGAUCCUGUUCUUGAUGUCACGCUGCCUCUUGGCUUUGCUUCUGUACUGUGUCAGC